Asparagus officinalis (garden asparagus) is the source of this 2757-nucleotide messenger RNA. RefSeq names its product putative ion channel POLLUX-like 2. The record is from RefSeq and is a predicted model, not a curated record. The transcript has 24 exons. Lineage: Eukaryota; Viridiplantae; Streptophyta; Magnoliopsida; Asparagales; Asparagaceae. Gene Ontology annotation, biological process: monoatomic ion transport. The coding region runs from base 118 to 2703 and encodes 861 amino acids.
AUAUUUCUUUGGAUCCGACCACUCAAUAAAUUUCUCCCAUUAUUGAGAUUAGAAUUAGAGUUGGAGAUAAAGGGCGCCCGAGAUUUCAGUUCGAGUCACCCCCUCGAUCCAUCAACAAUGUGUUCUCAGGUGCUUUGGUCUUCUCCAUUGAGCCCUCCUCCUCGGUUCCUCACCUCUUCCACUGCCUCUACCUUCAAAAAAUUUUGCCGGUAUCCUUCACAAUAUUGUUCUUGGCGGCUACAAUGUUUGGCUCCACAUUCUUAUUGCUAUUUGAGAUUUUACAAUGGAAAAUGGAAGGCCUCUACCAAAAGGCGAUUGGGUAGCAAAUACAACCAUAACUCACGUGUCUUGGAUAUUACAACAUUUUCUGUGAACUCAAUAGAGAGUCCUAACAAGGGCAGAAACUACUGUGAGCAUAAUACUGCACAGAGAAGCUGCGUAAUUUCUUCAGCUUUCUUGAGUGGAAAUGGAUGGCAGACUAAAAUUCUUUUGCAAUGCAUGUCAAUCUACCUUAUAUCCAGAUUGUUACAGUUAGAUUUUAAUCAUACUGUAAAUUGUAUUAUGAGGAGCAUUCGGAUGCUGUCAACAUUUGGUCUCCAAGGCUUCGGCAAUACAAGUUUGGCUUUUGCUUGCAUGUCCAAUUCUGUUAACAAACCUGCACCACUUCAGUUGGACGUAACUUUCCCAUCAUUUCAUGAUAUUAGAUGGAGCCUAUCUCGGUUAUAUUAUUUAUUCAACAUGCAGCUUGAACGAAAUAUUGGCACGUUUUUGCUUGCACUACUUGUAGCAUGUCUCUCUUUCGUCGUAAUUGGCGGUUUUCUAUUUUACAGAUUCAGGAACAAACAACAACCUCUAGAAGACUGCUUUUGGGAGGCUUGGGCAUGCCUGUGUUCAUCAUCUACUCACUUAAGACAAAAAACACGUGUUGAACGUAUAAUUGGCCUUGUUCUUGCAAUCUGGGGCAUAUUAUUCUACUCCCGGUUGUUAAGCACAAUGACUGAACAGUUCAGAAGGAACAUGCAAAAGAUAAGAGAAGGAGCACAGCUGCAGGUUAUGGAGUCUGAUCAUAUUAUCAUCUGUGGAACUAACAGUCAUCUCAUGUGUAUACUGAAGCAGCUAAAUAAGUUUCAUGAGUCUGCCAUCCGCCUUGGAACUGCUAGAGCGAGGAAGCAGCGAAUCCUUCUGUUAUCUGAUCUACCUAGGAGGCAGAUAGAAAAGCUUGGAGAUGGUAUUGCCAAAGAUUUUAACCAUAUUGAUGUUCUAACAAAGAGCUGCAGCCUUAGCCUGACAAAAUCUUUUGAAAGAGCAGCAGCAAACAGAGCACGAUCUAUUAUUAUACUGCCAGCAAAGAAUGAUCGGUAUGAAGUUGACACUGAUGCAUUUCUCUCAUUGUUGGCUCUACAACCUCUGCCCCAAAUUACAUCUGUCCCAACUGUUGUGGAGGCUUCAAAUUCCAGCACAUGUGACCUUCUGAAGUCAAUAACUGGGUUAAACGUGCAGCCAGUGGAAAUGGUUGCAUCCAAGUUAUUUGUUCAGUGUUCUCGUCAAAAGGGGCUCCUGAAAAUUUACAGACACUUGCUUAAUUAUCAAAAAAAUGUAUUCAAUCUAUAUAGCUUCCCAGAUCUAGCAGGAUUGAAGUAUAAGGACAUGAGGCGUGGACUCCAGGAGGCAGUAGUUUGCGGCCUCUUUAGAUCUGGGAAGAUAAAUUUUCAUCCUAGUGACGAUGAAGAGAUUAGAGAAACAGAUAAAGUGUUGCUUAUAGCACCUGCGUAUGGAAAGAGGAAGCCUCAAGUUGUGGUCCCAGAUGCUUCACAAGAAGACUUAAAAGAAGCACGACUUGUGAAUAUUGUGCAGCGUCCUUCAAAAUCAAGUUCUAAGGCCAGUGAUUUGGAUCUAGGACCCCGAGAAUGCAUACUUCUGGUUGGUUGGCGGCCAAAUGUCAGUGGAAUGAUCAGAGAGUAUGAUAGUUACCUUGGACCUGGCAGUGUUUUGGAAAUUCUAUCUGAAGUUUCCAUCACUGACAGAAAUAGCAUAGUCAACCCCGUGGUUCAAAGUCAACUGAAAAAUAUUAAGAUAUCUCAUAGGGUAGGAAGUCCUGUGAACUAUGAGACAUUGAAGGAAGCUAUUUUGAAUAUUACGAAUUCAUUGAAGGAUUCUAAAGACAUGCCCUUAUCAAUUGUUGUCAUCUCUGACAGGGACUGGCUUAUUGGAGAACCAUCACAGGCAGACAAGCAUGCAGCAUAUACCCUCCUCCUUGCUGAAAGUAUUUGCAAUAAACAUGGUAUUAAGGUUGAGAAUCUAGUUUCUGAAAUUGUUGACACAAACCUGGGAAAACAAAUAUCAAAAAUUAGACCUUCCCUUUCAUUUAUUGGUGCGGAGGAAGUUAUGGGGCUCGUUACAGCUCAAGUGGCAGAAUCUGGUGAAUUGAAUGAGGUCUGGAAAGACAUCCUUAAUGCCGAGGGAGAUGAAAUAUACAUGAAGGAUAUUGGUCUCUACAUGAAGAAAGGGGAGUCCCCAUCGUUCUCAGAGCUCUCUGAAAGGGCAAAGUUACGCAGAGAGGUAGCUAUUGGUUAUACGCGAGGAAACAAGCAGGUUUUAAAUCCAAGCAACAAGUCAGAGCCACUUGUUCUUGAAAUGACAGAUUCUCUAAUUGUAAUAUCCGAGCUUGAAGUCGAACAACCAAUUAUCAUGGAAAAUGUUUAAUUCAAAUUUUAUUCUUCUCUUCAGUUGCAAUAAAAGAGCAGAUCAUUAUAGGCG